GCGGAAGUAGGGGCGUCCGCGGCUGGGGCUUGGGCUCCGGGCGGGCCCGGGGUCGCAGCUGAAGCGGCCUUCGGGCAGGGAGAUUGGCUUCCAGGUCGCCUCAGCUCGGAAGUGAGGAGCCUUGGCGGAGCCGAGUCGUGCUGCCGGCUGGAGUAGGCGGCCCAGCGGACGAAAGCGAGCAAUUGAUAGUCACGUUACUAUGAGUCUGCUACACUGUGAAAACAGCUGUGGAUCCAGCCACUCUGAAAGUGACUGCUGUGCUGCCAUGACCAGCUCCUGUAGCGCUGCUACGAAAGAUGACAGUGUGAGUGGGACCACCAGCACGGGGAACCUCUCCAGUUCUUUUAUGGAAGAGGUCCAGGGGUAUGAUGUGGAGUUUGACCCACCCCUGGAAAGCAAGUAUGAAUGCCCCAUCUGCUUGAUGGCAUUACGGGAAGCAGUGCAAACACCCUGUGGCCACAGGUUCUGCAAAGCUUGCAUCAUCAAGUCAAUAAGGGAUGCUGGCCACAAAUGUCCAGUUGACAAUGAAAUAUUGCUGGAAAAUCAACUAUUUCCUGAUAAUUUUGCAAAACGAGAGAUUCUUUCUCUGAUGGUGAAGUGUCCAAAUGAAGGUUGUUUGCAGAAGAUGGAACUGAGGCAUCUUGAGGAUCACCAAGCACAUUGUGAGUUUACGCUCAUGAAUUGUCCCCAGUGUCAACGUCCCUUCCAAAAAUGCCAGCUUAAUAUUCACAUUCUUAAAGAGUGCCCGAGGAGACAGGUUUCUUGCAUGAACUGUGCUGUGUUGAUGGCAUUUGAAGAUAAAGAGAUCCAUGACCAGAAUUGUCCUUUGGCAAAUGUCAUCUGUGAAUACUGCAAUACCAUGCUCAUCAGAGAACAGAUGCCUAAUCACUAUGAUCUAGACUGUCCGACAGCCCCAGUUCCAUGCACUUUCAGUACUUUCGGUUGCCAUGUAAAGAUGCAGAGGAAUCACUUGGCUCGCCACCUGCAAGAGAACACGCAGUCGCAUAUGAGAAUGCUGGCUCAGGCUGUCCAGAGUUUGAGCCUUGCCCUAACUCCUGUACCUCCGCGCGACAUGCCGCCGUACGAUUCCUCCUCCGUGUCCCGGGUCUCCGCUUCAUGCCACCCAGAGGUCCAUAAUUUCCAAGAAACCAUUCAGCAGUUAGAGGGUCGCCUCGUGAGACAAGACCAUCAAAUCCGAGAGCUAACUGCUAAGAUGGAAACUCAGAGCAUGCACGUAAGUGAGCUCAAACGAACGAUUCGAACACUUGAAGACAAAGUUGCUGAAAUAGAAGCGCAGCAGUGCAACGGGAUCUACAUCUGGAAGAUCGGCAACUUCGGGAUGCACCUGAAGUCUCAGGAAGAGGAGAAACCCGUUGUCAUUCACAGCCCUGGCUUCUACACAGGCAAACCCGGGUACAAACUGUGCAUGCGCCUGCAUCUCCAGCUACCCACUGCUCAGCGCUGUGCUAACUACAUAUCCCUCUUUGUGCACACAAUGCAGGGGGAGUAUGACAGCCACCUCCCUUGGCCCUUCCAGGGUACAAUACGCCUUGCGAUCCUUGAUCAGUCUGAAGCGCCGGUAAGGCAAAACCAUGAAGAGAUCAUGGACGCCAAACCUGAGCUUCUCGCCUUCCAGAGACCCACGAUCCCACGGAACCCAAAAGGCUUUGGCUACGUGACUUUUAUGCAUCUGGAAGCCCUAAGACAGAGAACCUUCAUCAAGGAUGAUACUUUAUUAGUACGCUGUGAGGUCUCCACCCGCUUCGACAUGGGCAGUCUCCGGAGGGAGGGUUUUCAGCCACGAAGUACUGAUUCAGGGACAUAGCUUCCCUGCAUUUGUUCCAAAACCAAAAGCCAUCUGGAGAAAGCAGUGUCUUUCCUUGCCUGGUUCUCAGUAAGACGCAAACCGAAAAAGAAGUGGGAGGGAUGUAAUACUCACCAGGGAAUGUUGUUCGACGGGUCACUUACCACUUCUUCCUGUUACAAAUCUCUGAAGCGGUUUUUUCCGCCCUUGGGAAUCUACACGUUCUGUGCUUUCUCAAAAACUGAAGUGCCUGUGGCAUAUUGCAGCGGCUCUUUUGUCAUUUAGUAUACCUCUCUGGUGUACCUCCGUGGGCUUUUGCUCAGUGUGUUUGAUUGUUGGAAAGCCCAGGGUUGGACUAGAAAAGCUCAGACCUUUUAAUAAUAAUGGACAUGCCUUAAAACUUCAGCUUAUUUUUAUAUUAUAUGUAAUAUAUUAAACUUGAGAAUCACUACUGCCUCGUGCUGGUGCCAGCGAGAAUUAUUACUCUGGAGCUGAGUUCUCAUUUUAUUUGACCUUGUAUGGAUUUCAGAGGAUUUGAACAUUAAUCCUUGGAAAGCUUAAGUUCUCAUUCACUCUAGCCCCCCUACUCCCAGGGUGUUACUAAGGAUACACAGAAACUAGUUGAAACCCUAAAUAUGACCUUACUUAUUUGGUGUAAACACCUUGUCUUCUUAUUUAAAUAUUCCAUUCUGUCUGGCUUACAUAUUUCCUUAGGGCUACUGGUAGCAUCUUCUCCAGAGUUAAGAAUACUGACAACCACAUGGGUACCGACUGCCAGUGUUAUGCUGUAAAUCCCCUCUCUGUCCGUUCAGUGCAGAGUGAAUUCCAGAGAAGGUACUGAACACCUUUUGGUAGUUGUUAAUUGGAACAAAACUGAUUUCCUAAAAACAGAAUUUCUUAAUACUUGGAAGAUCACUGGAGAUAACCUGAGAGGUCAUCAGAUCAAGGUGGGAAGUCACAGUGGUUCUAUCAGGACUUAGCCUGUGUAGGUUGCUUUGGUCCAACAAUACUUAGUUGAGGAGGUUUGUGUGGAAUGUAUUGAAGUGGCUGAAAGUUCCUAAUAGGGAUAGGGAGAGAUGAUUUUUUGUGCCGUUGAUUUGUUAAGGCCUGUAGAUACUAAAUAUUGACUGAAAUUUUGUUCUCAGGGAGUCCCACAGCUAGUAUAGGCUCUUAGAAGAAUCUGAGAAGACUCACACUCUGUGCUGUUUACACAAGAUUGUUUAAUGCUGUCUGGUCAUGAGAGAUGGAAUUAUAUCUUUCAAGGGGCCAAAUCAGAGCUCCCUGACCAGCAUUGAAGAUGAGCCUUAAUUUCAAGAGGAAGCCAACGGGACCUUGUCUGUGGAGAAGAAGGUUUCAAUUCCAGGUAAACCUAGCAAGUGUCACUUUGACCUUUCCCUGUACUUGUGUUUCUGCCCUUCCUCUCUACCCCGCAUUUAGGCUUCUGCUCUGAUGCAUUCAUGUUACACAGUAAAAAUAAAGGUCAUGCAGAAAUCCUGUUCCUCAGAGUUACCAACCUUACCACCUGCUCAUCACUGGUUUCCAGUUUACUUGCUGGCAGUUGGUGUCCCUUAGCUGUUGUGCCUUCCAACUAGCUCCUGAGAAUCAUUGCAGCACCCCCCUCUGGGUUGGGAGCCCUGCACUGCUACUGUUCUUGUGCUUGUUUGUCAGUGAAUAAUUAUUGAGUUCCAUUUAAGAAGUAAACGAUAAGCUUUUUUUGUUGCAUAGAGAAAGUCUAAAGGAGAUACGCUUUUUUGAACUAUUUUUGAUAACUUCUAGUCUUUGUGCUUUCUUAGUAUGUUUUAUAUUUCCUACAAUAAACCUAUAUUUUUAUCAGAGGGAAAAAAAAUGUUGCCACAAAUCAUUCAACCCCACCAAAAAAGGAAAUACUAUUUAAAAACUUCCUGGUCAGAUUUCUAUUAAAAGCAGGGCUGUGCAUUAGGUACUGAAGCCAGUCAUUUCCUGCUUUGGUUAGUUUAUUUUUUUUUUUCCUACUAACUGUUUAAUCCAAACAAAAGCAGUUUUUUGCCUAAUUUCAACUUCUAGCUUCAAGUUUCUCAUCUUCUAGAAUGAGUUGCUGUAGAUGUGUUUCUAAGGUCCGCUCCAGCCAUAAAAUUCUGUUUUAAGAAAUUAAGUCCUAACCAGCAGAGCGCUGACAAUCCUUAUUAAAGGAUUUUGCUACUAGGAAAUUGCUCUACCUUAUUUUUUGCUGACAUCAUACUUUACUUCAAAUGUCGUAUCCCAUCAGCUGGGUCUCAAUUCAAAUCAGUUUUUUUUUCACCCCCAAACAUGUGGCAUUUUGUAAGAAACCAGGUACUUUAUAUACUGGUCAUUCACUGGGAAUAUGAAAUGAAAGUAAUGUUCAAACUGUCAUUCCAAAUAGAAAUUUUUGUUAAGACUUGACCUCAGAAUCAAGCCUGAGAUGGAAAAGCCGGUCUCUUACAUUUUUUCAGUCUACCCAACUCAAACAUGCCGGCUUCACUCAACCAGCUUUCAAGUGUUUGCACCGUGUAUUUUUAUUUUAUUAACCUUUGAACAUGUUGAUCUUCUGACAUCAUUCCUGAACAUAGCGAAAUCGUUUCCUCUUUUCCCAGAGAGGUCUAACCCAGUGUUGGAGGGAACUGGCCACAAGUCAUGUAUUUGGCUGUGGGAAAACAAGUCAGGAUGUUGAUUAGUAGUUCGGGAGUUUUUACUGUCCUUUGGCCAGGACAGCGGUGAAGCUUCCAGCUAUCGUACAGGAUGAUUCAGCUUUUACUGUGGGGGCCAGUCAAGGGAAAUGGAAUAAAAGGCGAGUUUUUUCCUCUAAUGGUGGGCUAAUACAGAGAUGUUGGAUGAUACCUGACGGUUUUGUGACAGGUGUAAAAUUAAGGUCUCGAUUACUGUUUCUGUACCAGUAAAGUCUUAGAUAAACUAAGCAUGAAUUACGAAUUAGGAAUUAUGCAUGCAGUUAGAAUAUAUCCUCCUGUAAGAGGAGCAGUUGCUUGUCAUUCCUUUAUCCAGGAACCCUCCGAUCUCUGGUGACUGGAAAACAUUUUCAAUUAGGAGAGAGGUUUUUCUAACUUAAGCCUUGAAAGCACUGUACUUCAGUUACUCCAGCUCUCUUCUUGGCUUGCCUCAAUUUAAUUAUGAAUUUCGUUCAUCAUUUAUAUAAAAUACCAUUAGGUCUCUUUUGUGGUGCCUAGUUUUCCCUGUACUUGUGUUUCUGCCCUUCCUCUCUACCCCGCAUUUAGGCUAAAUUUUCCAGAUUCACAUGAUAAGUCACAGUUAAGUGUCACAGUUGAUGCCAUUGCGUUCUAUAGAACGGAGAUGACACUUCCGAAUUCCCAGUCUCCAGAAGUUGAUUUGAUGAAAUCAUUAAUUAGAUGGCUCUCUACAGAUUGUGGUGUUCAAUUACAGCCUUCACUUUCAGUCACACGCUUGGCAAAGAGAGGCCUAUUUGUUUCUCUAAAUGUCACCUAAGCCUUUAAUGUUUUAAAGCUUUUUCCUCCCCCAAAAUUGUUAUUAUAAAGUUAUGAAAUACUGAAAAAUCAUUCUAGAUGGGGCAGGCAUGUUGAGCGAGGAGAUGUGCUCUUUUCUUUCCUCCUCCUAGUGCUCUCAGCUGGACGCUAGCCCCGUGUUUAGGACAAGAGGGAAGGAGAGGCUGACUCUUCUGCUCUCUCAAGGCUUGCCGCUCUGAAUGUCCCCCCUGGAAAGGCACCAGAGAACCGUGGCAAUUACCCCUCCCAGCUGUGGUUUCUGAAAGGAAGAGCCUUCUCCUGUUAGAGCUGCCUUGCCUCUUCCAGCUGAUGGCGUUUAUCCGAGUCCUUGCAGGUAGAUUUCAGGGUAAGAGCUAAAGGGCCAAUGGGAAGAAGAGCACAUGGGUUCCUGUAUUUCGAGAAAGAAGUGCUGCCAGUCUUAGAAGCCCAGAAUUACAGUUUCACUCCUGUCCGAAGGAGAAUGAAAAUCGGGGGGCAGGGCCAGUGUUCUGUUCACGGUUUCAGCACCGUGCCGGGUUUAAGAUACACACUCACAUGUUUAGUAAUGAACUGUUAAUGAAAAAACUGGUUAAAUUGGUUUUAAUUUAAUUUAAAUUGGUUUUAAUUGGCAGUUUAUUUGUCAUGUAAGUUUCAGAUGGCUUGGUGUAGAUGGGUUUGGUUGUUUUGUUCUGUUUUGUUGCUUUUCUCCCCAGUGCUUUCUUUAUGAAAUUUUUCAAACAUGCAAAGACGUUGGAUGAAUUUUGUAGCAAACAGCCACCACCUAGAACUUACAAAUAACAUUUUGUAACAUUAGCUUUAUCGCUUCGUACAUGUUAAUUUUAAUGAGACUUCUUCAAGUUUGGUUUCUCUUUAAAAACUUCAGAUAAUUAAUUAGCUUCAGUCAAGUCAUCUUAAACUCUUUGGGCGAACUUGUGGUAUUUGAGUUGUAGCUAAAAUUGUGGCCUUCACUUUCAGCUAGUUUUCAGUUUGUAAGUCUGUUAUGCUGAAUUUUAAUCUUAUUUAUUUUGCCUGAAGGGAUGCUUUUUAUAAUGGAUUUAUUUGAAAGUUCUUGAUCAGUUGUGCAGAAUAUUCUGAUGUUAUUUUCACACUUGAUAAAUUAUCCAAUUAAUUUCUCUGGUGAGAAUGUAAUUUUUGGCCCAUUUUGCUUACACAGGGUUCCAGGAUUAUGUUCCCAGAGGGCUGGAGAAGCAAUGUAAUUUAGUAUAUAUACCAUUAGAUUAGAAGCUAAGAGACUUAGGUUUUACUCCUGACUGACCAUGGGCAAAUCAUUUCUCUUUGUCUUUGUGUCUGUCUAUUUACUUGUAAAGAGGGAUAGAAUCUAAAAUUUAGAUACAAUUAAGUAACAGGCAACAUUUAUUAAUGCUUGGAUCUUUUAAGAAAGAGGCUUUACGAAUCCAGGGAGGCUACUAUAAUUCUGUAACUAUGCCAAGCUAUGGGGUGGAAACUGAUGUGAAAAAUGGAAGCACAUGCAGGGGUCAAAGUGUCAUCAAAAAGCCUGCUGUGGCUCAGAAUUUACUUUGGCUAGAGGAGUUGUGAGCAGUUUUCCUAAUCCAUCUGGACUCAAAAUAAUGCUUUGUAAGAGGGAGUGAAUGCAAAGAUGAGAGCCAGUGGCUCACCAUAGACUGAAAACCAGUGUUCAGCGGAAGAGUAGGAUAUGUGGAAGGGAGGGCUUAAAGGCAUUAUCCAGAUUCACUGCCACACACCGUUCACUGCUCGCUCCAACCAUCCCUCCAUCCCCAUGCCCAACACAGAGAACAAGCCUCGCACCCCACCCCUACCCCGGUCUCCGGUCAGGUCAGUACAACUGGAUUGCAGGGUUGGUGGAGGGAUCAGCAGGGUCUCCCCUCCAUUUAGUAGAUAAGUGUGACCUGUUCUUUCCAACCCUAGGUUGUGCAUAUAGAUUGAUAUUUCUGUCACAAAGGCACUUGGAGAUUUUACAUUACAUCAUGUCUUGCUGGUGGUUACAAGAAUACGACCAAAACCGUGUUUCUUGAAUGGCACCUUCCUGAAUGUUAAUGUCGACGAAGACAGAGGCCAGACUGACAGUUCUGCCCACUCCCAUCUGUUGUGGAUAUUCUCUUCUCAGCCUGCAUUUAGCACUGAUAGCUUUACCAAAGAAGUAGUCCUACUUAAAAUGAACUAUAUAUAUUAGAAUAUAACUGGUAUUCCGAGUGUUUGUUUUAAUAAAAUAACCACACUGCUUUGA
Neogale vison (American mink) is the source of this 7483-nucleotide messenger RNA. It is a transcript of the gene TRAF6, whose product is annotated as TNF receptor associated factor 6. Gene Ontology annotation, biological process: regulation of canonical NF-kappaB signal transduction; positive regulation of JNK cascade; regulation of apoptotic process. Gene Ontology annotation, cellular component: plasma membrane signaling receptor complex. The transcript has 7 exons. Bases 200 to 1825 code for a protein of 541 amino acids. Lineage: Eukaryota; Metazoa; Chordata; Mammalia; Carnivora; Mustelidae. The record is from RefSeq and is a predicted model, not a curated record. Gene Ontology annotation, molecular function: zinc ion binding; tumor necrosis factor receptor binding; ubiquitin protein ligase activity.